Messenger RNA from Symbiodinium natans, 2724 nucleotides. NCBI's taxonomy places the organism in Eukaryota, Dinophyceae, Suessiales, Symbiodiniaceae. The record is from the annotation of a GenBank genome assembly.
AUGACGUGCAACGUGCCCUUCGUAGUGCUGGUGCUUGCCUGCGGGACGUUGGCGUGCGAAGGCGCUGGCUCCGGCCGGUGUUCAGUGGCCAAUGAGACCACGGGGCUUCUCCAACUCCACGCUGCCGGGAGGCUCCCAAACGCCACUUCGUUCUUGCAAAGGGCGGGGCAUUCGAUGGCAACCGGUGCGGCUGGGACCUACACUGUGUUUGAGGAUUUCGAGGACAACCUGUGGCUCAUCCGCUUGGAGUUUCUGGGAACAGAAAGCGACGAGAAGGGGCGGGUUACAGACAGCAGCACCAGUGGCAGCGGUGGCGCUGAGGGCUCGGCAAAGUUCCUGACUGGAAUGGUCUUUCCUUACAAGAGCUCGUUGUGGUUCUCUUAUUUCAAACCCUCAAUGUCGCCAGUCACCAGCCAAGUGGGCACGACUCUCCAGACUUGGGUGCGCUUCCCGGGGCCCUCUACAGCAGACAACUACAAGAUUGGCCACACCAUGAUCGGCUUCGACUCUUCCGCUGCCGGGAGCAAGCUGCUUUUCCUGGAUUCCUCCGGAGCGGACUUGCUGUACUACUUCAUGUUCCUCCCUGGCUGGUCAUUGCCAGGAAGGAUAACCCCUCCAACGUCGGCACGGAAGACAACAUCGCUGGCGCCACUGCUCAACCAGUGGUUGAGAGUGCUGAUCAGUGUAGAAUCCGCCAGUAUCGCCACGGCGAGGGUGUACAGUGAGGGCGGAUCUCUGCUUCUCUACACGUCGCAAGACUUCUCAGCCUUGGGUACGCAGAUUUCAUCGUCCGGCACUGCAGGCCUGCGGGUCUACUAUGUUCGCGAUGUCGACCAGCUGGCGACCUGUAGCAAUGGGGUAGCCGGGGUAUCAUCCCAGACAAUCGCGACAGAUCAAGGGCAGUGCACAUCAAACUUUCAAGCUCCUGCGAGCUGCAUCCCAGGCAUGACCUACACCUGCGACGUCCCAUCAGCCCUCCCGUUGGGGACACACAACCUGGUGUGCACAGGCUCCGACACUGCAAGCAGUGAGACCUACAGCUUCGAGGCCAGCUUCCAGAUUCACGUGACCGGAGAUGAGGAGCCGCCAGUGUUCACCCAGAGCUCAGACAUCGUGGUCAACACGAGCAGCGACAUCGCCCAGGUUAUGUUCCAUGUGGAGGUCACAGACAACUGUUCUGCAGUGGUGCCCUAUUGUGCUCCAGCUUCUGGUAGUUUGUUCCCGGUGGGUAGCACCCAGGUGAAGUGCAGUGCAGUGGAUACAGCCGGGAAUAUUGCCAACAUGAUCUUUCACGUCAAUGUCAGUGAGGACGACGUGGCCUCCAACUCCAGCAACACCGGGGACGGCUGCGGGAGCCAAGGGCCCGUGACCCCCCUGAGCUUCAGCAUGCUGCCAAACAUUACUGUGGCGGCCGAGCAGUGCACCGUAGCUCAGGUGACCUUCGAUGUGGCGGCCACUGGAGGUUGCGAACCAGAGACGGUGUGCGUGCCUCCGUCCGGGUCCAUCUUUCCGGUUGGCAGUUCCACGGUGACAUGCACGGCCACGGAUGUGUCUGGCAACGGUGCCAAUUCCAGCUUCCAGAUUCACGUGACCGGAGAUGAGGAUCCGCCAGUGUUCACCCAGAGCUCAGACAUCGUGGUCAACACGAGCAGCGACAUCGCCCAGGUUAUGUUCCAUGUGGAGGUCACAGACAACUGUUCUGCAGUGGUGCCCUAUUGUGCUCCAGCUUCUGGUAGUUUGUUCCCGGUGGGUAGCACCCAGGUGAAGUGCAGUGCAGUGGAUACAGCCGGGAAUAUUGCCAACAUGAUCUUUCACGUCAAUGUCAGUGAGGACGACGUGGCCUCCAACUCCAGCAACACCGGGGACGGCUGCGGGAGCCAAGGGCCCGUGACCCCACUGAGCUUCAGCAUGCUGCCAAACAUUAGUGUGGCGGCCGAGCAGUGCACCGCAGCCCAGGUGACCUUCGAUGUGGCGGCCACUGGAGGUUGCGAACCAGAGACGGUGUGCGUGCCUCCGUCCGGGUCCAUCUUUCCGGUUGGCAGUUCCACGGUGACAUGCGCGGCCACGGAUGUGUCUGGCAACAGUGCCAAUUCCAGCUUCCAGAUUCACGUGACCGGAGAUGAGGAUCCGCCAGUGUUCACCCAGAGCUCAGACAUCGUGGUCAACACGAGCAGCGACAUCGCCCAGGUUAUGUUCCAUGUGGAGGUCACAGACAACUGUGCUGCAGUAGUGCCCUAUUGUGCUCCAGCUUCUGGUAGUUUGUUCCCGGUGGGUAGCACCCAGGUGAAGUGCAGUGCAGUGGAUACAGCCGGGAAUAUUGCCAACAUGAUCUUUCACGUCAAUGUCAGUGAGUACGACGUGGCCUCCAACUCCAGCAACACCGGGGGCGGCUGCGGGAGCCAAGGGCCCGUGACCCCACUGAGCUUCAGCAUGCUGCCAAACAUUAGUGUGGCGGCCGAGCAGUGCACCGUAGCUCAGGUGACCUUCGAUGUGGCGGCCACUGGAGGUUGCGAACCAGAGACGGUGUGCGUGCCUCCGUCCGGGUCCAUCUUUCCGGUUGGCAGUUCCACGGUGACAUGCACGGCCACGGAUGUGUCUGGCAACAGUGCCAAUGCCAGGUUCGAAGUUUUGGUGACUUGUGAUGAUGUUCCUGGCGCCUAUCACCAUCGCCGUGGCAAGAAAGGAAAGAAGGAUAAAAAAGGCAAGAAAGAUGCAGAUGACUAG